Molecule: messenger RNA, 1196 nt
Organism: Fundulus heteroclitus (mummichog)
Lineage: Eukaryota; Metazoa; Chordata; Actinopteri; Cyprinodontiformes; Fundulidae
Product: serine protease
Exons: 6
Coding region: 75-1043 (322 amino acids)
Biological process (GO): proteolysis
Molecular function (GO): serine-type endopeptidase activity
Source: RefSeq, a predicted model, not a curated record
CGUACCUGUUUGCGUACAUCUGCUCGCUAUAAAUAGUGUCGGUUGUGGACUGGUUGGCGAUUCUUUGAAAGACGAUGGCUGCACCAGGACCGCCUCUGCUCCGGUUACUCCCCCUGUUGCCACUGCUGCUGCUGUUGAGCAAGGCAUCCCUGCCUGCAGCUGCAUACACGCUUAUCCCUGGACAACAACCACAGCACAAAGUCCUCCACCUAGACUGGCCACAGGAUUGUGGCAUGGCCCACUUCAAGCCGAACAUGGUUGAGAGGAUUGUCUCUGGAAACGAGGCCCGACCUCACUCCUGGCCCUGGCAAGUCUCUUUGCAGGUUCGACCCAGAGGAAGCAAACACUACAUUCACGUCUGUGGAGGAACCCUCAUCCAUAAGAACUGGGUGCUCACUGCAGCUCACUGCUUCCAGAAGGGUAAAGCCGAGGACCCUGGGAGCUGGAGGAUUGUCCUCGGGAAGCACCAGCUGAAGCGCUCCGAGUCUGCAGAGAGGAUUUUCCCCAUCAAGAGGAUCUACCGGCACGAGAACUUCCGUUACCCGGCUCACAGCGAGCUGGACUACGACAUCGCCCUGGUGAAGGCCGGCACAGACAUCCUGCCUUCGAACUUCAUCCGCUACGCCUGCCUGCCGCGCAAGCAGACCGCCCUCAAUCCGGGGCACUACUGCUGGGUGACGGGCUGGGGAGACACCCGGGGUGGAAAGGAGAACGUCUCCCUGGCAGAAGCGCUGAAUCAAGCCCGUCUGCCCAUCAUCGACUUCAAAACCUGUCGGCAGAAGAAGUUCUGGGGUGACCGCGUCCGGGACUCCAUGAUCUGCGCCGGGUUCAGGGACACCGAGGACCCCCCCGCCGCAUGUCAGGGCGACUCCGGCGGUCCGCUGCUCUGCCAGCUGGGCCGCGACCGCUGGGAGGUGCACGGCGUGGUGAGCUUCGGCCCCAUCGGCUGCACCGUGGAGAACAAGCCCAGCGUCUUCACCCGCACCUCCACCUACAUCCCCUGGAUCGAGGCGACCCGCAUCAGGGACUUCUUCCUGCACUGAGGCGGCGCCGACAAACGCGACCUCCUCUUUAUUAAACCUUCUUACUUAAGUCUCGUAGCUUCAGAUUGUGCCUGUUCCUCAACAUAAACCACACUUCACAAUGUAAACACCGGCAUUCAGAGGUUGCUUUCUGCAAUAAAAGUGAUGAGCAGA